Molecule: messenger RNA, 1359 nt
Organism: Fraxinus pennsylvanica
Lineage: Eukaryota; Viridiplantae; Streptophyta; Magnoliopsida; Lamiales; Oleaceae
Source: the annotation of a GenBank genome assembly
AUGUUGCAAGCAAUUAGUUUUGCAAGCAAUAAUCUCUCUGGCAGUCUUCCUUUGUCAAUAGCCAAUGGGCUCCCUGAUCUCAAAUAUCUCUUCUUUGGUGCCAAUCAAUUGAGUGCAGAAAUUCAUGGCUGGAUUUCAAAUUGUUCUAAGCUUAUUAAGUUGGACCUUAGUUCUAACUUGUUCAAUGGACGUGUACCAAUUAAUCUGGGGAAUUUAGAAGACCUAAAAAUUCUAAAUUUAUAUGAUAAUCUCUUGACAAAUGAUCCUUUGGUGCUGUAUUUGGAUUUUCUACCUUCGUUGACAAAUUGUAGACAAUUGAAGGUCAUAGAAAUUGGUAACAAUCUUUUUGAUGGAAUGCUUCCGAAAGCUUUGGGUAAUUUUUCGACAUCUCUUCAAGAAUUCUAUGCUGCUUCUUGUGGCAUCAAAGGCAUGAUUACAAGUGAAAUUGGCAAUAUGAGCAACUUGAUCUGGCUAGGAAUGGGAGACAACGAGUUCACAGGAAAUAUUCCUGACACGUUGAGUCAAUUGAGGAUGUUGCAAUUGUUGGAGCUUGAUUACAAUAAUCUGCACGGGUCAAUACCUGACAACCUUUGCAAUUUGGUAAAUCUUUAUCGCCUAGUUUUGGAGAAUAAUCAGCUCUCUCAGCGGCUACCAACUUGUCUAGGAAAUGUUACUUCUUUACGAAAAUUUUUUUUAGCUAACAACUCAUUGAGUUCAACCAUCCCAUCCACACUAUGGACAAACAAGGAAAUUAAAAUAGUGGACCUAUCAUAUAAUUUUCUCAACGAUUCGCUCGUUCCACAAAUUGGCAUCAAGAAUGGGAUGAUAAAGAUAAAUCUGUCAGGAAAUCAGUUCUCAGGUGAGAUUCCAAGCACUAUUGGGAAACUUGUGAAUUUGGAAAGUAUAAUAAUUUCAAACAAUCGAUUGAUUGGUCCUAUACCCGAGUCUUUAGGUAAUUUGAUUUCAUUGCAAGAGCUGGAUCUGUCAAAUAACAAUCUCUAUGGUGUAAUUCCCAAGUCAUUGGAGAAACUUGAGGACCUUGUUUAUUUCAAUGUUUCGUUCAAUAAUCUCAGUGGUGAAAUUCCAAAUGGAGGGCCUUUUAAGAACUUUAUCUCAAAGUUUUUCAUAGGCAAUAAAGAAUUUUGUGGAGCAUCUCAAUUUAAGAUCAAGCCAUGCAAAGAUAAUAGAACUAGAUUUUCUAUCGGAAACAAAGUUUGGAAGUACAUUUUACCAUCAAUUGUUGUGGCAUUGUGUCUCACCAUUAGUGUAGUUUAUUUGAUAAGAUACCAUAGAAAAAAUACACUUCUUCCAGCUCAGUCUACUUUCCCCAAUCACCAUCAGGAGGAUUUCAUAUUAUGA